Molecule: messenger RNA, 1095 nt
Organism: Hevea brasiliensis (rubber tree)
Lineage: Eukaryota; Viridiplantae; Streptophyta; Magnoliopsida; Malpighiales; Euphorbiaceae
Product: two-component response regulator ORR41-like
Exons: 2
Coding region: 357-902 (181 amino acids)
Biological process (GO): phosphorelay signal transduction system
Source: RefSeq, a predicted model, not a curated record
UUAUCUUAGACGCAUACGACUCUUUCAGUGCCCAACACUCACUACCAUAUAACAUAGCCGGUCAUAUAACAUAGCCGGUUGUAUGGCUGUACGGUAAAAUUUUCCUUUCAACUUAUUGGGAAUCUUAGGAUCACAUAGGUUUCACAAUAAGUCAGCUAAUAUAAACAUUGACAGAAGCUAUAGCUAAACUCUGCAAAUUGGUUGCAAUUUAUUUUUUCCAAAUUAUAUCCAUUAAAAGAAAUAACUUAGAUGUUUUCACCCUCUUUUUUUCUUGCUUCUUGAGGAGUCUUCAGUUAAAUGAGAAACAGUAUAAACUGCAUUGAACUACAUUGCUUAGUGUCACAGCACUGCUUGCAAUGAAACUCAUUUUUCCCCCUCGUGAUUUUCAGCUUGGACAAGCAAUGGAACCGCCAAUUGCCUCGUCUAAUUCAUCUGGACAUGGAGGAAACUCAAGCAGUGGCAGAGGGCCGAUGCAUUUUGGAGGCCCAUCUCAAAAUCCAAGCAAUGGAUAUUUUUCUGUGGUGAAUAGGAACAGGCCGACUGCUCUUCUUUUAGACGGAGAUAGAAUUUACAGGAUGGUGCAGAAGGGAAUUCUUCAACACUAUGGUGUUGACACCCAAAAUGUGGACAAUGGCACAGCUGCAAUAAACGUGCUUAUGGGCAAUAGUUUCAAUCUCAUUGUCAUUGAUAUUAACCUUCCUGACAUGGAUGGACCUGAGAUAACUAGGCAGAUGCGUGCCAUGGGCGUAGGCUCCAAGAUUGUUGGCACAACUUCUUGCUGGUGUGAAAGGGAUAGACAAGCAUUUCUAAAUGCUGGAGCUGACGAGUUCUUUGAAAAGCCCUUGAGUUCUGAGACGCUGUUGAUAAUUCUGACAGAGCUCGACGGCGGCUAUGAAGCAUAAUGGGUUGCAUAGAGGACUCUAUUGCUAUGCCAAGUCAACAGAAUCCUACCUUAGUUAUUUACCAUUUUCAGCUUGUCCUUUUCUCUAUGUUUUGAUACAAGUCUUAUGUUUCAGUCAAAUAUAACCGAGUCUAUGAUAGUCUUGCUGCAGUAAUAACAGCAACAUGAAUAAAGUCUGCUGUUCUUCUUCAUUA